Molecule: messenger RNA, 2959 nt
Organism: Cornus florida
Lineage: Eukaryota; Viridiplantae; Streptophyta; Magnoliopsida; Cornales; Cornaceae
Product: protein DETOXIFICATION 24-like
Exons: 9
Coding region: 1108-2592 (494 amino acids)
Biological process (GO): xenobiotic detoxification by transmembrane export across the plasma membrane
Cellular component (GO): membrane
Molecular function (GO): xenobiotic transmembrane transporter activity; antiporter activity
Source: RefSeq, a predicted model, not a curated record
GAUUUCUCUCUUUCAGACUGAUAAGCGGAAGAUCUUAAAGCUCGGAAGUUGCAGCCGCAGUGCGCAAUAACUCCCAUCUCUCCCUCUCUCCCUCUCUCCCUCUCUCCCUUCGUUUUAAUGGAUUCUCAUUGCUGUUCAGUUUCAAUUUUUGUUUGGAAAAGCCUGUGAAGUACGAGCACGAGACACGGAUGCAAGGUGAGGUGAUAGGGCAAAUUUCCGAAAAAUAGGUUAGUAAGUAUAUCUAUCUUUUGCUGAUACAGAAAGUCUUCCAAAUCUCUCUCUCUCAAUAUGUAAUUAAGUCAUUAGAAAUUUUGUCAAUGCUUAGAGUUACAGACAUUUAAAACCAUCUAUUUAUGCAGUUUUGUUCCAAUAUACUUAAUCCAUGUUUAGCAACUACUCUUCUUUUGUUUUAACCAUACAUUUCUUUGCCGAGUCUGAGAGCAGCCAUCGUCAUCCUUUGCCUGUGUUCAGUUUGGGUCUGCUAUACGUAUAAAUUCUUUUCUUUUCUCAUUCUUUCUUACUCCAUAUUAUAAACCUUCUCUCUUUCGAUAUUUAAUUUUUUAAAAAUGAUACAUCCGAGAUACUGAGGUGUUUCAUGAGUGAUCCCAUGGUGGGACCCACACCCCCAAUUUCCCGUUAAAUCUUUAAUUACUUUAUUCGGUAUAAGUUUAAGUUGGCCUUUCUUACCAUCUAGUCAAACAACCCUAUCUCUUUAAUGGUUGGUCUACUUUGCUCCUGAACAUACCACCUAAGCCUACUUUUUUUAAUUUUAUCACCAAAAGGAGCUACUUCCCAUCAGUUAUUAAUUAAUAAUCCCAUCUCUUCUAGUUACACGCCAUCCAGCAUGACAAUCUCUUUUUCCCUGUAUGAGAUGUGUUAUUCUUGUUUUGACAUCCUCUUUUUCGCUAUAUGAAUAUGUUAUUCUUGUUUCAUUUUCAACGCCUAGCAUAACAUAGCUGUCCUAAUAACCAUAGUAUAAAAUUACCUUUUAAUUUAUUUGAGAGCAGACUUUAUACUAAAAAUAAUAUCUCCAUGGUUAGACUGGCACCGAAUAACAUGUCAAUUGCCCUAACAAAGAUUGUCACAAAUUUUGGUUAUAAUCCAUGAAUGGGAGGUAGAAAAUUCCUGUCUUUUAUGCAUAACAGGAUGGAAGAGGUGCUCUUGGUAUCAGAAACAAAAGAAACAAGUGAGUUGAAAGUCAGAGUCUGGGUGGAAUCAAAGAAAUUGUGGAGAGUUGCAUUUCCUUCUAUGCUAACAAGAGUGAGUGCAUAUGGGAUUUUGGUGGUGACACAGGCUUUUAUGGGACAUAUUGGCGAAACACAGCUUGCUGCAUAUGCGCUUAUACAAAUACUUGGACUCCGGUUUGCAAACGGAGUAGUGUUAGGCAUGUCAAGUGCAACAGAGACUCUGUGUGGGCAAGCAUUUGGGGCAGGGCAAUAUCACAUGCUGGGUAUCUACCUGCAAAGAUCCUGGAUUGUUAACCUCGCUGUAGCCACACUUUUGGCUCCCUUCUUUGUCUUUGCGGGACCUAUCUUUCGGCUUCUUGGCCAGGACGAAGAUAUAGCAGAAGAGAUAGGGAACAUUUCUUUAUGGUUCAUUCCCAUUAUCUACUACUAUGUGUUUAGCUUAACCAUCCAAAGGUACUUACAAGGACAGCUCAAGAACAUGGUUGUUGGGUGGCUAGGCACUGCUUCAUUCGUACUUCAUGUCUUCCUGUCCUGGCUCUUUGUGAUAAAAUGGAACUGGGGUGUCCCUGGUGCAAUGAGUGCCAUGAUCAUAUCAUGUUGGUUGAUGGUUGUUGGACUGUUUGUAUACAUUUUCGGAGGUUGGUGUUCGGAGACUUGGAGAGGAUUCUCUAAAGCUGCCUUUAUAGACCUCUUACCUGUAAUAAAGCUAUCAAUAUCCUCUGGAGUGAUGGUUUGCUUGGAGUUAUGGUACUACGCUGCCUUGAUCUUAAUCGCAUCAUAUAUGGAAAAUGCAACGAUAGCCAUAUCCGCCUUCUCCAUAUGCCUAAAUAUUAUAGCAUGGGAAUUUAUGGUAUCCUUAGGCUUCCUAGCUGCUGCAAGCGUUCGUGUUUCAAAUGAAUUGGGAAGAGGAAACGGUGAAGCUGCAAAAUUUUCUGUCAAAGUCAUCUCAAUAACUUCAAUUUGUUUUGGAUCGUUCUUUGCAGUUUUAUGCCUUAUUUUUGGUCACAGUAUGUCUUAUUUGUUUACGAGUGAUGAAGAAGUUGCAGAAUCUGUGUCAAGCUUCUCUGUUCUACUUGCUUUCUCAAUCUUGCUCAAUAGUCUUCAGCCCGUGUUCUCUGGGGUGGCUGUAGGUGCUGGUUGGCAAAGUGUGGUUGCUUUUGUUAAUAUUGGUUGCUACUAUAUCAUUGGAAUUCCACUCGGACUUUUGCUUGGUUUUGUUGCUAAUCUGCAAAUUAUGGGUAUAUGGGCCGGAAUGAUAUGUGGAGUGGCAAUACAGACGCUUGUGCUUUCUUACAUGAUCUGGAGAACUAACUGGGAUAAACAGGUGAAUAAGGCAGCAGAUCAUCUCAAUAGGUGGUUAUUGAAACCCCCAGAGGAAAGUAGGGGAAGCUCAACUCAUGCUUGAAGGGACCAAUUCCAUACCAUCUUUUGACCAUUUUUCUUCUCUUUUCUUUUUUGUUUGGUUUGUUUUGUAACAGCCAUUCUUUAGCAUGAUGUCUUGAUAGCUUUUUGACCUUGUCAGUGACAUAAGUAUACAUCAAGUGAGGCAUUUAAAUUUGAACAAUAUUUGGGUCCAAUUCAGAUUGGAUGAAUUUCAUCCAACCUGCUGAUGUGACCUAAUAAAAUUGCGACAAUUGUUAAAAUUAAAUUGGGCAUUGCCCAACUUUUAUUUUUAAACAUGUAUUUUAAAUUUAACUUUUACUUUUGGACACUUGUUUCUAGAUCUAUGACAUAUCAACAAGUUGAAUAAAGUUCAUCCAACUUGAACUGUA